This is a messenger RNA of Tyto alba (common barn owl), 5502 nucleotides long. It is a transcript of the gene NETO2, whose product is annotated as neuropilin and tolloid like 2. Bases 316 to 1893 code for a protein of 525 amino acids. The record is from RefSeq and is a predicted model, not a curated record. The transcript is spliced from 9 exons. Lineage: Eukaryota; Metazoa; Chordata; Aves; Strigiformes; Tytonidae. Gene Ontology annotation, molecular function: protein binding.
CGCUUCAGUCGGGCUGGCAGCUGCCGGGCUGCGCUCGGACCGCCUCACGGGGAGCGCCCCCCCCCGCCGCCUCCCCGCCCCCGGGGCAGCCCAGCCCCGACGGAGCCCGCCGCGCCCGGCUCUCGAUGGGGCUGAGCGCGGCGGCGGCUGCGGGCUGUGGCGGCGGAGGCUGAGCGCGCCCCGCGCGGGGGGCAGCGGGCAUGGCCGCGGGCGGGCGGGGGCCGGCCCAGCCGUAGCCGCGGGCCACAGCGCCCGGCCGCGGCCAUGGAGCGCCGGUGAGCGCCGCCGCCGCCGCCGCCGAGUCGCCGGGAGACAAUGGCCCUGCACAAACUCUGCUCGGUGCUGGAAGUGUUGCUAGUAACAAUCCUUGUAGUGGAAGGGAUUGCCGUUGCACAGAAGACACAAGGUGGGCAAAAUAUUGGAGUGAAUCGCAUUCCUCCUACCCAGUGUGACAAUUGGGUACGGACAAGUAAUGGAGGACAUUUUGCUUCACCAAACUACCCUAACCUGUACCCACCAAAUCAAGAGUGCAUCUAUAUCUUAGAAGCUGCUCCACGACAAAGAAUUGAGCUGACCUUUGAUGAACCUUAUUACAUAGAACCCUCAUUUGAAUGUCGGUUUGAUCAUCUGGAGAUUCGAGAUGGACCUUUUGGUUUCUCCCCUCUUAUUAAUCGUUACUGUGGUCUGAAAAGUCCUGCACUAAUUAGAUCAACAGGGAGAUUUAUGUGGAUCAAGUUUACUUCUGAUGAGGAGCUGGAGGGAAAGGGGUUUCAAGCAAAGUACUCAUUUAUACCAGAUCCCGACUUCACUUACCUAGGAGGUAUUUUAAAUCCCAUUCCAGAUUGCCAGUUUGAACUCUCAGGAGCUGAUGGAAUCGUACGUUCCAGUCAAGUAGAACAAGAAGGAAAAACAAAACCGGGACAAGCAGUAGACUGCAUAUGGACAAUUAAAGCUACUCCAAAUGCUAAGAUUUAUUUGCGAUUUCUCGACUAUCAAAUGGAGCAUUCAAAUGAAUGCAAAAGAAACUUUGUUGCUGUAUAUGAUGGAAGUAGUUCUAUUGAAAACCUGAAGGCAAAGUUUUGCAGCACCGUAGCAAAUGAUGUCAUGUUGCAGACUGGGACAGGCGUGGUACGAAUGUGGGCAGAUGAAGGCAGUAGGCUAAGCAGAUUCAGAAUGCUGUUCACUUCAUUUGUGGAUCCUCCCUGCUCAGGCAACACUUACUUCUGCCAUAGCAACAUGUGCAUCAAUAAUUCUUUAGUCUGCAAUGGCAUUCAAAACUGUGCAUACCCUUGGGAUGAAAAUCACUGCAGAGAAAAGAAAAAGACUGGAUUGUUUGAGCAAAUCACCAAAACUCAUGGAACAAUCAUUGGCAUCACAUCAGGGAUAGUUUUAGUUCUUCUCAUCAUUUCAAUUCUAGUACAAGUAAAGCAACCUCGCAAAAAGGUAAUGGCUUGCAAGACUGCUUUCAAUAAAACUGGUUUCCAAGAAGUAUUUGAUCCUCCACAUUAUGAACUAUUUUCACUAAGGGACAAAGAAAUUUCUGCGGAUUUGGCGGAUUUAUCAGAAGAACUUGAAAACUACCAGAAAAUGAGACGCCCUUCAACAGCUUCCAGAUGCAUUCAUGACCACCACUGUGGCUCCCAGGCCUCUAAUAUAAAACAAAGCAGGACAAACCUCAGCUCCAUGGAACUUCCCUUUCGCAAUGAUUUUGCACAGCCUCAGCCAAUGAAAACGUUUAAUAGCACAUUCAAGAAAAGUAGUUACACCUUCAAACAAGCGCAUGAUUGCCCUGAGCAAGUCAUAGAAGACAGGGUGAUGGAGGAGAUUCCAUGUGAAAUCUAUGUUAGAGGAAGAGAAGAUACGGCACAAGGUUCAUUAUCUAUUGACUUUUAAUUUCCUAGUGAAGGUGGUAUCAGUGUAUAUACAAGAUGCUUGUGUAUAAUGACAGUGUAUAUAUUAAAAGUGUACUAUAUGCAGCGUGUGAUAUGCACACACUUUUAGCUUAUUAUACUUCAUUUAAAAAAAAAAAAAAGUCUUCAUAACUAAUUCUUGAUGGAAAAUGGUGGAUUUCCUCCCAUCUUUCCAAGCUACCUAUCUGGUGGAGGAAAAAGACAGAGACUUUGCAUGGCAAAUACAAGUUAAGAAUAUUGGAAGAAAAAAAAACAACUACUAAUCAGUGAACACUGAAAUCAAUGACUACUAUUUUCUUCCUCAUAUCAUUUUCUCUUCUUUAGAUGUCUGCUUUUCAAGACAAUUUUAAUACCUCAGUUACAUAAAUAAAAGUAGUUAAGUGCACCACGUGUAUGUCAACAUAGAUGUCUUACUGUAUUUGUCAAAUUGAAAGUAGAGUUAGUGUUAAGUGCCAGUUAAGACUCAAGAAUUACGUUACAGCCAUCUGUUUCAUCUUGCCAACCAUUUAUAUUGCCUUUAAUUAUAAGUUCCUCACUCUGCUUUGUGAGAAAUAAGUGUAAAGGAUUACUGCCUUUUAAAAAUAUUGAGUUAUAUUAAUUUUAGUAUAUUUGGAAAUAUAUAAUCUUUGCAGCUUUUGGUUUAAAACACAAGUACUCGUGUUAUUCUAGAUGCAGACUUACAACAGUUUUCUUUCAAGAAGGUUUAGGAUUUUAAAAUACUCUGCCAUAUAUUAUAGAUCCAUAUGGCUCACUGAUUUCACAGCUCUGUAAUUAGAAAACAGUUUUGUUCCUGCAUUUUCCAAGUAUUUACAUAAAUAGACUGUACUGUACAUUUGUCUCUUAAAAUAGCCUUUUACUCCUUAUUGCAGCCAAUCUUCCCUACUGAAAUCAGUGAUGAUACUUUUAGCUCGUGUCCUACUUGCCUGAAGAGAACUGCUCUAAGGUCUGUGUGAUUACCAAGUGUAUGUGAAGAUACUGGAAACAAAGAAAAAUCACAAAGCAACUCUUAUUUAUCCUUAUGGAACCCUUAUUGUGCCCCUUGUUUCCACUUGCAAAAUUGCACAUUUCAUACCUUUUUUAAUGGUGGUUUGGACCUAAUUUUAAAAUUUUUACAAUAUAGAAAAAUUUUUAAAAUAUUAUAAUUCUCAUUGUGAUUUUUAAACUUUUUAUAUAGUUUGAUACUGUACAGACUAUUUAUUAAAUCAAAAUAUAGCACCUGUACAGCAGGCUUGUUUCAGUGUCCCUAUUAGCAGCUCUGAAUAACAUGCAGCGGCUGCUGCAUACAUCACAAUUUACCAAGAAUACUUAAUAUGACUUCCACAUUAGCCUACACUUUAUUCCCUGGUUUGUUUGGGUUUAUUCUGAUAUUUUCUUAACAGGAAACCUUUCACUAAAGAUGACCUACCAGCUUGUACUGGGCAUAUCUUUUAUUUACAAACGUAUGUUUGUUAUAUUGACUGUAGUACAAAAAAAAAAAAAAAAUGACCCUAGCAACUGAAAAAUCUUUUCUUUAAAAUAAAAAAAUGAGCAGCAGUAAUCACAGAUUUACAUCAGAAUGACAAAGAAAAAAGAUAUUUUUUACAAAUGCUUAGAAUCUAAGAAGUUUAAGGGGAGAAAAAAAAAAAAAAAGGGGGGUGUGUGUAUGGAAUUGAGUAUCUUCAACACUUCCCAAAUUCAGAAUGAGCCCUGUCUAAUAUCUAUAAAGAACUUAAUCAGAGGUUCAUAGACCAGACCCCUAAGGCUGUAUCCGGGUGUCAGUUUUUGUGCUGGUCCCAGAAUGCAUUUAAAUUUGAGAGAAUGAAAAUUAGCAUUAUUUUUAGAUGCACUUCAUGCAGAAGACAAGUGUUUAAAAAUCUAGUUAAUUUUGACUUGAAAAUUUUUGAAUGUUUAAUUAAAACAUUUCUUGACCGAUUUCAUUUACUUCUUACUGAUUUCAGUAAUAAAUAUCUCACCAUGACCUAUAUGAUACACAAUGUUAUUUGCGACAGUCUCUUAGUUCCAGAUUCUGUCAACAAGUAAUAUGUAGUUUUACACAGGUCAUUUUUGCCUAUAUAACUCUUGUAGGUGCUAGGUUUGCAUGAUUAGAUUUUCUUUUUAAGGUAUAUUUGUCCAUGUGAUAAAAAUAAUGUGAUCCCUAUUCUUUCUUAAGUUAUGUUGUCUUUGAAAAGUAAACCUGCAAUAAUAAAACAAAUAGCAAGCCUGCAAAGCCCAAGUCUGUCAAAAAGAAGGGGAAAACCUCUGUUGAAUCAGUUCCCAAAUGACCUGAAUAAUAUUUCAGUCAAAGUUGGAACUUUUCGGUUACAUGGACAGAACACGGCUGCUUUUUGGCUACCCCAGAGCACAUAGCUGAGGUCCCAUAACCAGUCAUAUCUUCCGUGCAUAACUUUUCCCAAUAUUCCCAAAUCCAGCUCUACAAGAUUCACUUUCCCCCCUUCCUUGCUUUCUAAUCUGGGUUUUUUUGUCCUUAGUAUGAAGGCAAGAUACUCUUGCCUAGUUAACACCUGCUCCUGAUUCGCAAUAGAGUGCAAAAACUCUCCUGGAGGGAGCUUUGCAGGAUUUCUGUAAUAGCAGACCCAACACUUACUCUGGCAAUAGCUGUGGACUUGAACAGAUCCCAGAGAGAAACCCAAAGGGAUAAUGAUUUCCAUAGGUUUCUAUGAAUAUUAAGGGCAGGAAAAUUAAAUACCAGUCCUUGUUUUAUUAGAAGCAAGGUGAAAUUAACAUUGAACCUAGAAGUCUGAAAGGGAAACUUGCAUGUGGUGUGUUUAAAAACUAGUAUGCCUAUACACCUUACUGUAAUGUUGGGUUCAAUUAAUUAGCUGUGCUUUAAGAAUGAGUGGUAACUAUUAAAGCCAUAAUUCCACUUCCAGUGUAAUUAAAUUCCUUUCACUACAGAGAAAAAUUAAGUGGGUGGACUGCUUGGUAUUAGAGUGCAGAAAGCUGACAUUUUCAGCAAAAUAAUCUAAUUUUGGUUUUGCAGUCUCAAUCCAGUUGGAGCUGAUGUGGUCUUUAAACUUUUUUUUUUGGCAUUAACAAACCCCAUCCACUGUCAUACUUUUGCAAUAUCUAAGUAGUAUUACUGUAUUUCCAUUGUCACCAUCUUAAAGCGAUACAUUUCUGGGAGCAUUCUGAUUUUGCACUCAAUUGUACCCGUAUCUCUGAUACCUUGUGUUAACAAUACAUUCCUUAUUAGUCAAUCCCGAUGUAUCUGUUCACAGCAACACUCAGUCAAAUCCGUUUACUGUUACAUGUCCUUAUUUCAAAGUUUAUGUAUGAGCCCUGUGAUUGUAGACUCUUUACCAAAACAAAAUUUCUUAUCUGUGUCAGCCUGAAAGAUAAGAUGAUUUUACAUUGAGAUCACACUGUUAAAACUGAGUAUUAAUUAUAAUGCAACAAGGGAUUUUAAAACCAAAAACCUUUCUUUGAUUUGAUUUAUGCUUUGAGAAAUUGGUAUUUAUAGCACCUAUCUCAAUUUGACAAUAUAAAUCUCUUAUCUUUAAAACUGCUGUUUCUGUUGUUUCCAAUGAUGAUCUCUAUAGUGUAAAUCCCACCCUAUAAAUACACAAAUAAAUUACAUGUCAAUAUGCUCUAA